UCGGUCGCGCGCGCUCGUUCCGAACGCUCGUGUCUACGGCUACACCUCGCAUCAGCCCGCGCAGCCUCCCGUGAGUUCAACUGCAACGCCGCCCUCACCACCAGCUCGAUACCAAUAGAAUCUUGUCAAGGAGAGUGGAUCAGUCAGAGCAGUAGAAAUAAUAUAGCAGAAUGAGGUCAACAUUGUACAUCGCGGCGAUAUGCGCGGCCCUCGUGGUAGUUCAUGGGGCGCCAGCGGCCAGCCCCGACCCCGAGCCGGCACCUGCGCCCGUGCCCGCCGGAGACGACAAACCAGAGAUCAUCGAAAUCAUAGCUCCCGCCGCAAGCGCACAGGAGACGUUAGCUACGUUGAAUCUCGGCGCCCCGGGGUCCGAGCUCAGCGAAAGGAACAAGCGUACUAUCGGCAUACUCCGACAGUUGUUCCCCUCCCUCACACAGAUAAUCGAACAGAAAGUACAGCAGAUUACAAGCAUGGUGCUGCAGACGCUUGGGCCAGUAGUUCUAAGGGCAUUCCUUGGCAACCGCAACGGUGGUGGCAACAACGGCGGCGGCGGCGGUACCGUCGAGCUCGCCGACGACGAUGAUGACGACGAAGACGAUGAUGAGGACUCUUCCCCCGUGUCCACUUCCACCGUGUCCACUUCCACUGUCGCUACCACAAUCAGCUCCACCACUGAAGACCUCCGCCGGCGCAAGCGGGCGCUGUUCUUCCUGCCGAACGCGAUUGCUGAUGAGAACCAGUUGCUGUCCGGUGCGGAAUCCCAGCAAGCGGAAGUUCGAGUAGCAUUCGGUGAGGGUCAGGGUGACCAGCAGGCGGCGGCGAGCGAGGACCAGCAGACUGCCGCGCAAACCAACUCCGCCAGCAUCGACGAGAUCACCCUCGACGACGCUGACAACAGCGAAGAGAAUAGAAAUAAAAGAUUCCUGAGCUUCGGAGCACAAGGAGGCGCCUCCGGCGGCGGUUCCGGAAACUUCCUUUUCGAUAUUGUUAGACUGGUGGCCGGUUCAUCGUCGGGGUCAUCGUCCGGUGACGCGGCGGCGCCGGCUGACGGCGACGACGCCAGCGCUCCCAAAGGAGACAACCUCACGGAGGGCGUGCCCGGCCCCAUCACCCGGCUGUUCAUCAUCGCCAACCGCGGGAUCGCCAACCUCAUCCAAGACCUCAUCCUCCGCAUAGCGCAGACCUCCGAGAGAAUAGUCAACUUCAAGGCGCGACUCAUCACCUCCAUCAUUUAAUGAGCUAAUGUUUAGUAAAAUAUAGAGCAGCUUGGAGUAACGCUGGAGCUUAACACACAUUUUUCCUGAAUAACUACUACCAAAAGACGUCAUUUUGUACGUUAAUCGUAACCAGUGACAUAUUUCAUGCCGCCUUCUCAGAUCGUGUCUUGUCGUGAGCGAACUAUCAUGUUAUUUUAUUUACAAUUUAUUUAUUGCAUCAUGCAUCGGUCCAUACAAUUCGACUCUAAGUUAAGGGUAUUUCAUUGCCCAAGUGAUAUUUUUACCCAGUAAGCUAUCUCCGGUGGUAUUUCAGGUUACUUGGACAGUAUCCUAGGGUAGGUAGUAGGGUAGUAUAGUGUUCCCCGCGGGGCGCGUGCGACGUCGGGGCCGCGCGGCCCGCGGGCCGCCCGGCGCCGGCGCCGAAUUGCUCAAAAGCUUUUUUUUACAAUGUGACAAUUUCUAAAUCGUUUUUAUGUUUGUAAAUAUGUAUUAUAGCGGAAUUUGUA
Pectinophora gossypiella (pink bollworm) is the source of this 1723-nucleotide messenger RNA. RefSeq lists its product as uncharacterized. The transcript is spliced from 7 exons. NCBI's taxonomy places the organism in Eukaryota, Metazoa, Arthropoda, Insecta, Lepidoptera, Gelechiidae. The record is from RefSeq and is a predicted model, not a curated record. The coding region runs from base 171 to 1235 and encodes 354 amino acids.